This is a messenger RNA of Erythranthe guttata (spotted monkey flower), 1785 nucleotides long. The record is from RefSeq and is a predicted model, not a curated record. Lineage: Eukaryota; Viridiplantae; Streptophyta; Magnoliopsida; Lamiales; Phrymaceae.
AUGAGGAUACCCUUUAUGCUACUCCGACUGAUUUCAUCACUAAGUCUUGCCACAACUCUGACACUAGCAAUAACUUUGUCCAAGGACGGUUGUCCGUCAAAGUGCGGAAAUAUCACAAUUCCGUAUCCUUUUGGCAUUGGUUCUUCAUGCAGUGCUAAUUCCUCCUUCGAAAUCGUUUGCCGAUAUUCGACCAACAUUAUUCCUCCAAGGGCGAUACCAUUCCUGAGCAGCAUUAGUUUGGAAUUAUUUAAUAUAUCUUUGCAGGGUACAAUCACAAUAAACAACCCCGUUAAACCGAUGCAUUACUAUAGUAUCCAGGAAACACGAUAUUUUGUAGCAUCACUCGCACAAAGUCCAUUUACCAUCUCAAGUCAGCACAAUUUGAUGGUUGUUUUAGGCUGUCAGAAUUCGGUCUGGAUGCGUGCUAAUAACACGGCAACGGCAGUCGGCGGAUGCAUAGCCAUCUGUGAUGCUAAUUUAACAGACACCAAUUGUAAUGGUAUUAACUGCUGCCAGGCAACAAUCCCACCUCGACUCAAAGGGCUUAAAUAUAGUUACCAAUGCACUAAUCAAGUUGGUACCAAUAACAGCUCAUGUGGUUAUGCUUUCCCUGUCGAAAAGAAAUGGCUCCGAGACGAAUAUAAAAAGCAAAAAGUCCUUCAGAAUAAUCAGUUAAAUCCAUAUGACCCAGAUUUUGUAUCCGCACCACUCGUACUUGAGUGGGAAUUCAACAAACAGGAACUUGAUAGUACAAGUGCUUGCAAGUACUAUUCCAACAACAGUGAAAAUUAUGGUUAUGAAAUUUCCAAAGAUUACGUAUCUUCUGCGCAGUAUUGCUAUUGCAAGAAUGGGUAUGAAGGGAAUCCAUAUCUACCUCAAGGAUGCAAUUACAUAGAUGAAUGUGGCCCUAAUGCAACGAUUCAGCAUUGCAAUGGUAAAGAUUGUUUCAACAGAGGAGGAAGUUACAUAUGUGGUCCCAGUCCCAGUGGAUAUGUCAAUUAUGAAAUAUACAUCGGCAUUGGCAGUGGUCUUGGAGCACUAAUUUUUUUCUGGGGAGGGUGGAGGUUCACCAAAUUCAUCAUAAAAAAAAUCAAAGCUAACCGUAAACGCGAGUUGUUUAAGAAAAAAUUACAGCAACAUUUGUCUUCAAGUGACAAUGGCCUAGACAAAACCAAAUUGUUCCGUUUCAAGGAGUUAGCAAAAGCUACCGAUCAUUACAACGUAAAUCGUAUACUUGGUCGUGGCGGCCAAGGUACAGUCUACAAAGGAAUGCUGACAGAUGGAAGAAUCGUUGCAGUAAAAAAGUCAAUGAAGAUAGAAGAAGGUGAUCUCGAAGUCUUCAUCAAUGAGGUUGUUAUCCUAUCACAAAUAAACCAUAGAAAUAUAGUUAAACUGUUGGGAUGUUGUCUAGACACUGUAAUUCCCCUUCUCGUGUACGAGUUCAUCCCCAACGGCACACUCUUCCAACACGUGCACGAUCCAACCGAGGAGUUCCCUUUAUUUUGGGAAAUGCGAGUCCGUAUUGCAAGAGAAGUAGCGGGGGCGCUCUCGUACUUGCACUCUUCUGCAUCUGCACCUAUUUAUCACAGGGAUAUCAAAUCGACGAAUAUAUUAUUGGACGAUAAGUAUCGUGCCAAAGUAGCUGAUUUCGGGACAUCAAGAUCAGUUGGUAUCGAUCAGACACAUUUGACUACACGAGUACAAGGGACCAGUGGCGGAUCCAGGACGAAAAUUCAGGGUAUGCCGGCUGUGCCGAGACAAGAAUUUACUGUACUGUGGGGUUAA